Molecule: messenger RNA, 2529 nt
Organism: Neltuma alba
Lineage: Eukaryota; Viridiplantae; Streptophyta; Magnoliopsida; Fabales; Fabaceae
Product: probable L-type lectin-domain containing receptor kinase VI.1
Exons: 2
Coding region: 91-2136 (681 amino acids)
Biological process (GO): protein phosphorylation
Molecular function (GO): ATP binding; protein kinase activity; carbohydrate binding
Source: RefSeq, a predicted model, not a curated record
AACCAGGUCAAUCCUCUAAGACUUCAUCCAACUGUUAUAUAGAAGCAUCAAACCACUGAAUCUCUGAGCAUUAUUGUAUCCUUAACUCUGAUGGCUUCUGCAUCAUCAUCAACGCUUAGUUUCUUCCUCCUCUUUGUUUUACUCUCAGUUGUAGCCAAGGCCCAACGAGAGGCCACUUUUACCUACCCUGGAUUCAGUAAUAUUAAUGAAACUGAACUUAUCCUCGAAGGAGCUACCAUUAUCAAAUCCAGUGGUUUGCUUAGGCUCACCAACUCAUCAAACAAUAUUGCAGGCCGCGUUUUCCACUCCCAGUCCAUACAAAUGCUUUCUAAUUCAACCCCACACCGUAAAGCUUCUUCCUUCAGCACAUCCUUCGUUUUUUCCAUUGUCUCUUCGACCUCUGGGUCAGGAGGCUUUGGCCUUGCUUUCACCAUCGCACCAAAAACCCAUUUCCCAGAGGCGGAAGCUGAACACUUUCUUGGUCUCUUUAACCGCAGCAAUGAUGAGAACCCUUCGAACCACAUAUUUGCUGUUGAGUUUGAUACGGUUAAUGGCGCCGGUAAAGGUGAAUCUGACACCAAAGGUGACCAUAUUGGGGUCAAUCUAAAUGGCGUAACCUCAGUCAUUGACGAACCAGCUGCUUACGUUAUUGAACAAGGCCCAUAUGCUCGAAAGAAGGAAAACAUCAGUUUGGAGCAAGAUGAUGCUGUACAAGCUUGGAUAGAUUUUGAUGGUGAUGAGCAAACUGUGAAUGUGACCAUAGCUCCAAUACGAGCACCUAAACCCUUCGAACCACUUAUAUCCAAUCAUCCCAUCAACCUUGCUGGUAAUUUAACGGAAAAUGUAUAUGUUGGUUUCUCUGCAUCAACAGGGAAGCAUAAAGCAAGUUCUCAUUACAUUUUGGGGUGGAGCUUUGCAGUCAAUGCACCUGCUCCUUCGCUUGACAUUGAGAAACUUCCACGUCCACCACCAAAAGUGAAAGACACUUCCUCUUUUCCUUGGGUCAACUUUGCCAUAGGAGUUUUGUCUGCUUUAACCUUGCUAUUGCUGUUUUGUUUGUGUUCUGUAACAUUGUACAAGAGGUACACCAAUUUUGAAGCUCUUGAGGAUUGGGAGCUAGAUUGUCCUCACAGAUUCAGAUACAGAGAUCUUCACACCGCAACGAAAGGUUUCAAGGAGAGUGAGCUAAUUGGAGUUGGAGGCUUUGGUGCUGUCUACAAAGGUGUCUUACCUUCCACAGGAACUGAGGUUGCUGUGAAGAGGAUUGUUCGAAACCCAAUCCAAGGAAUGAGGGAAUUCGCAGCUGAGAUUGAAAGCUUAGGAAGAUUAAGACACAAGAAUUUAGUCAAUCUUCAAGGAUGGUGCAAGCAAGAAAAUAACCUUCUUCUAGUAUAUGAUUAUAUCCCCAAUGGAAGUCUUGACUCACUCCUCUACAAUCAAAGCUUUGUUUUGGAUUGGGACCAAAGGUUCAAUAUCAUCAAAGGCAUAGCUAAUGGACUAUUGUAUCUGCAUGAAGAGUGGGAACAAGUCGUGGUCCAUAGAGACAUCAAAACCAGCAAUAUCCUCAUAGAUGGAGAUUUUAAUCCUCGUUUGGGUGAUUUUGGCCUUGCUAGGCUGUAUGAUCAUGGUGAAGUAUCACGCACAACCAAUGUGGUUGGGACAAUUGGGUACAUCGCACCAGAAUUGACUCGCACAGGAAAGGCUUCUACAUGUUCGGAUGCGUAUGCUUAUGGGGUUUUGCUCCUUGAAGUAGUUAGCGGGAGAAGACCCAUUGGCCCAGAACAAUUCGUUUUGGUAGAUUGGGUCAUUGAGAAUUACCGCUUGGGUCAGAUUCUUGAAGUUAUUGAUCCAAACUUGAACUCAGUUUGUGCAGAAGAGGUGGAAUUGGUUCUAAAACUGGGUCUUCUUUGUUCUCAAUUUAAUGCUGAGUCAAGGCCUACCAUGAGACAGGUGACAAGGUACCUAAACUUUGAUGAUCCUCUUCCUAAUAUUGCUGGUAUCCGGCACAAGUAUUCUCUGAGCAGUAGAAUGAGCUUGGAUUUCUUAGAAGGUGAGAGUACCAGUGCAAUCUCAACAUCCCUUAAUUUAUCCUCCAUUAACGACAUGACUAGUAUGUCUAUAGAAGCAGGUAGAUAGCAUAUAAGCAAUCUUGACACAGAAUGUGCAACUUUCUUCCAUUUCCCCCCCGAUCAACCAUAGUUGUAGCCAUGCUCUUCCACCAGAUUGGUGGGGUAUUCCUCCCUAUUUGCAUUUUCGUAUAAUACAGCCAUUUUUAUUCUUUCUUUUCUUUUGCUUUUUGUGUUUUUGUCUACUUCCAUUUUGUUCUUUACAUAUACAUUGUUGUGUGGAUAAUAUUCAAAUGAGAAAAGGGAUUGACUAAGAACAUUCUUGAAACUAUUCCACCCAUAUUUACUAACAAAGCAAUCGAAUGACAACGAUCAAAACCCGAAAGGGAGAAUCAUAGUAGAGUUGCAAAGGAAGUAUACACUCCAUCUUUUCUUACAAGACAUUCUUAACUAAUUUUUAGAU